AUGGAUGUGCAGACAAAGUGUAGCAACAGUACCUCAGGCCCCAUGUGCUAUGAGGAGGCAUCAGGUUCACUUGCUGUGAUUAUCAUCCCUUCUCUGCUGGCUCUCAGCACAGUCUUAGUGGUGGCUCUGAUUUUCUGCAGUCUCUACAGAUACAGACAAAAGAGACAAAGGAACUCCGCUCCGGCCCAUUACCCAAAUGCAUCUAUAAGCCCUGUGAGGGUCCAGGAGGCUUUGCGUCCCUGGGAAAUCCCUGGAGAGUGUGUUCUUGUGGGGCUCAAGUACUGGCAGACCGGCCGCUAUGGUCCCAUUUGUAAUGGCUUGCUGAAGAGAGACAGAACCUCCACUGCUGUGGUGGUGAAGUCACUCAGAGGGUGCAACAAUCCUGAAGCCAAGGAGUUUGUGGAUUGGGUCCUGUUCCAUGCCACAGUGUGCAAACAUGAGAAUCUGGUGCGGAUGUUGUCCUGUCGGACCAAACGGCUGCCCAUGUACCUGGUCUUAGAGGCCUACAGCCCAGGGAACCUACUGCACUUCCUUUGGACUCUCAGGAAUAGGGAUUCAGACACUGGGGAGUCAUCGCAGCACUUCUCUGAGAGGUCAGUGUUUCUGGUGGCAAAGCAGGUGGCAGCUGGCCUGGAUUACCUGAUGUCUGAGCACAGGCUGGUGCAUGGAGAUGUUGCUGCCAGAAACAUCUUGAUUGGUCCGGGCCUCUCUGCCAGGGUGUCUGGGCUGGGUGUGGCCUUUGCAGGACGUCAAAUGGAUUCAACAACUAGGCAGAGGGUGGCAGAGGUGCCUCUCAAAUGGCAGGCUCCUGAGAGGAUUAUGAAACAGCUCACCAUAGACAGAAGCGACGUGUGGUCAUUUGGAAUCCUGCUGUACGAAAUGAUCACAUUAGGCUCUCCUCCAUAUCCUGAGCUGGAGCCUCAGUCUGUGCUUCAACAACUACAGAAAUCAUAUCGAAUGAAGAGACCAGACAACUGUGGAGGACCCCUGUAUGACCUGAUGAAGUACUGCUGGAUGUGGAGUUUCAAAGAAAGGCCAACAUUUUCUGCGAUCAUAAAGCUGUUAGAGUCCUACCAGCACUUAGCAGCUAACACAGCUCUUUCCAUCCCUGAGGCGAUAGACAUCUUUGAGUACAAGAAAAAAGCAGGGCUGUCGACGCACGAGCAACAUCAGCCAAGAGAAAACAAUGUCAAAGAGAAUGAAGUGUUUAAAUACAGUGUUGAUUUGUGAGAGUGUAGCCUUGCAUGUAUGGAAAACGUAUGGGUACAGUGAUGGGAAAUAUGGAUGCAAUAAUGUCAUGGAGAAGUGGUCUAUGAACACUUUUUAUGGUGACAAAGUAGAUUAACAUAAGACUAUAGCCCUUCCAACCAGUGAAAAAUUGAUCAUAACUUAAUAAUAGUACCCUCAAAUACUGAUGCUGUGUUAAAAAAAAAAAAUGAACAAAACACUAAAAACUAGUAGUUUCAUUA
Molecule: messenger RNA, 1469 nt
Organism: Myripristis murdjan (pinecone soldierfish)
Lineage: Eukaryota; Metazoa; Chordata; Actinopteri; Holocentriformes; Holocentridae
Product: tyrosine-protein kinase STYK1
Exons: 10
Coding region: 1-1230 (409 amino acids)
Biological process (GO): cell surface receptor protein tyrosine kinase signaling pathway; protein phosphorylation; multicellular organism development
Cellular component (GO): signaling receptor complex; plasma membrane
Molecular function (GO): transmembrane receptor protein tyrosine kinase activity; ATP binding
Source: RefSeq, a predicted model, not a curated record